Messenger RNA from Ctenocephalides felis (cat flea), 618 nucleotides. Its product is annotated as paired mesoderm homeobox protein 2B-like. Bases 1 to 618 code for a protein of 205 amino acids. NCBI's taxonomy places the organism in Eukaryota, Metazoa, Arthropoda, Insecta, Siphonaptera, Pulicidae. Gene Ontology annotation, molecular function: DNA-binding transcription factor activity, RNA polymerase II-specific; RNA polymerase II transcription regulatory region sequence-specific DNA binding. Gene Ontology annotation, biological process: regulation of transcription by RNA polymerase II. The record is from RefSeq and is a predicted model, not a curated record. The transcript is spliced from 3 exons.
AUGGACUACUCGUACCUGAACCAGGCCGGCUUCGACACGUCAGGAUGCCUACAAGGACCCGCGCCAGGUAUGGUAGAUAUGACGAGCCUGGGAGGCAUGCCGUGCACGUACGGAGACCUAUCGUCGUGCAGUCAAAUGUCUCAGGCUGCUUACCGAUAUACCGCGAGUAUGGCGGCGUCCAGGAGCGUCGGCUAUGGUUCAGGUACGGCCGGACAUCACACCGGCGUCAGUUCCGCCGGUCCCUGCUCCGCAAUGAGCGUGCGGCCGCAUCCGCAGGACGUACGGGCGGCUAUGUUCCCUGCUUCCAUGGGACUUCAAAGUGGUCUUCCAUACAAAGUGUAUCCUGGGCACGACGGUGGAGCACUGACGGAAAAGCGAAAACAGAGACGCAUUCGGACUACGUUUACAUCGGCCCAGCUCAAGGAAUUAGAACGAGCAUUUCAAGAAACGCAUUAUCCGGACAUUUACACGAGAGAAGAGAUAGCCAUGAAAAUAGACUUGACUGAAGCGAGAGUACAGCAACCAUUCGCAUCGGACAGCGCGCAACGUGCAGCGAUCGGCGUGCUUAUGGUGACGGUCAGUCAGUGUAACCCAACAAAGGUUUGCCAAGUGUCAUAG